This is a messenger RNA of Huiozyma naganishii CBS 8797, 1284 nucleotides long. It is a transcript of the gene AFR1, whose product is annotated as Afr1p. Lineage: Eukaryota; Fungi; Ascomycota; Saccharomycetes; Saccharomycetales; Saccharomycetaceae. The coding region runs from base 1 to 1284 and encodes 427 amino acids. The record is from RefSeq and is a predicted model, not a curated record. The transcript has a single exon.
AUGUCAGUAAGUAAUGGCGAUAAGGGCAAUCUCGUCGAAACUCGUCGAUUAUCACCCAGCAAUGGUAAUGUGACGGUAAACUUCAUGCAAAGAAGAAAACCGCAGAAAGACCUUCAUUUAGAGAGUGGUGAACAAUUCACCCCCAAAAGUGACCAGAGAUCUGUGUUUGAUACCAGCUUUAAAUGCGCCGCUCAUUGCGAAAACGGACCUUUUGCCCACAACUGUUCGAAGGAUGACUCAGGUACUUCUUCGAUUUCAACAUACGCUUCGAAUGUUGAUCGCACGCAAGAUACGGAAGCCACAUCUGUCUCAGAUGCAGCAUUUUGGCUGCCAAACGCAAAAAGUGAUGUUGUCCCAAUUAUUAAUAAUCAUCCUAAGUUCAAAUCUGCUCAAGUUAAAAAGAACCUUUUCACAAGGAAAACGUCACAGCGUUCUUCAAAAGAAAGCAAAGCGUCCUCUCGAGAUUCCCAUAACUCAAUAAAGAGAACACGCUCUUUAUUUGGAUUAGAUUUAUUUUUCUUCAACAAAAAGGCUAAACCGAAGGCAAAAAUUCUUCCUCAAUCGAAGCCGUUACCUCUGUACGACGAAAUUGUACCUAUUAAAGAAGAAUUCCAAACUUUGUUCGAUGUAACUGAGGAAGUAGACCGCACAAAAAAUGAUAUGCUCGUCGAUUUAGCUGGUACGUUCGAUAACUUACUGUUACAUGCUUACCACGAUGAAAUACCCAAACCGUUGCCGCGCAUUGUCGAUGAUGAACAUUUACCCGAGAAUCAAGUCCAUGAAGAAGAGUCACUCACGUUAGAAGAUAAUUCGUCAAUUAUAGAUAGUGAUAUACUAUCAAACUUCUCUAAACUAGGUAAAAUGAUCUCAAUGAAUCAGCCACCUCCAAGAUCGGAGCGUAGACCGCGGCUGCUCAAUAAAGUUCACUUAAAGUCGUUCUAUUACAAUAGAGGCAAUUCCCGUUCUGACAUAUUCCAGCGGUUAUAUGCAGAACACGAUAAUGUACUAGUUGAUGUCCCCGUUAAUGAAACUGAUAGUGUUCCUGCUUCAUCUCAGAGACACUCUACUAGGAAAACGGUAGAAUUUGCUAAUACCGUCUUUCUCUCUGAGACAUGGUCUCCAGAAGAGUACAACAGGUGUGAUGGUAUGUUCUUUCGAAAUGAAGAGGCAGUAUUUACUGACACGAGAUUUGCCCAGCCUAUCAAACGGGAACUGAACCUGUAUAAGAAAACGGAGAUGACAGUACAUGAAGGCUCAAUGGAGAAUGUUCAAUAUUUUGAGUAA